GCACAUGUCGGCUGAGUAAUCAGCCGCCAUAUUCUGAUUGCUGCAAUCAGAAUAUGUUUGGAACAUUGAACCUUCAGUACCUAGCAUCAUGUGCACCAAAGACAACAUUAAUGACAUUAAUUCUGCACAUUAUUCAAGUUCCACGAACAGGUCAAUGUUUCGACUUGAAGUUUGAUCAUGGCUCGUUUUGUCACACUUAUUCUGGUUCCUAAAUGGGAACCAUGAUAAAUGGGAACUGCGGAGGGGGGAACGUUUUCAGAAAAUAAUGCAAUUGACGUAGAAAUUCUUAAUAUACGUUGUGACUUUUAUCUCCAUAAUGCAUACCCAAGUAAAGAUUCUUAAUGGAUAGGCUUCUUCACAUAGCAAAGUGCCAAAUAGUGCCACCGCUAGUUUCCAACUAAAACAGUUUCAAACGAGACGAGACGCUCCCUGAUUGGCUAAACUGGCCGAUUGACCGUUAAUCCGCAUGCGCAUUAUCGAAAAUAAAAAAUGGACACGGUCGGAAACGUAUGCUCCGUUCAAUAUGUAAUCGAAAAUGGGAAGUUCCGAGUUCCAAGAGGGAGGGAGGUGCUAUUCUGAAAUUCGGCUCGUUUUAAAAGGUUUGUGUCCCGUCAAAUGACAUAGAAUUGUACAACUUGACUGCAUUUGUUUUGUGAUUGAAAGAAUAUCGUGAAGAUGAAUGCAAUGGUGCGCACCCGAAACGCCACAAAGAUUAGCUCUGACUUCCGAGGCAAAAUAAACGCAGCAUAUUAUUCAAGGAACACCAUAAUGUACCUCUAAAUUGAUGCCUUUGUUGUUUUCAGUACGCUCCGAAAAAUUGAGAAACGUUUUAUACGUGAGCUAGUAUUUUUUUUUUCUCACGUUACCUGGUUUUGGAUGUUAACGCUGCUUCCGUGUUACGACCUCUCUAUUUUGGAAAUGCAAGUUUACUAGAUGUGCAUGAAAGCAGCACGAGAAGGAAGAGGAAAGGAACAGCAGUUGUGGAUACUUUCCACUGAAAAUAGGGUAAGUGUGAAUGUUUUCUCCUAAAACAUUUCUAUAUUAUUCACAUUUCGUUACCAAGCUGUAGACCACGGGGUGAUUUAGCUGACUAAUCACAAACCUGAAAUAAGUUAACGUAUGCAGUUUUGCGGAUAAUUAGAAGUGUUUCUAAUUAUCCGCAAAGGGUUACUGGUGGGAAUUAACAGUGUGGUUAAGAAGGGGGGGGGGGGAAAGCAAUAUCUUUUAUGUAAAUGUCUUUAAACUGUGGUGUAGAGGAGGUUUGUGAGAAAUAAAGAUGUGGCUGUAAAGGCUAUCCUGAAAAUGCGAUUAAUGUUGAACAAAGCUUUGUUUAUAACGCAGAUUUAUCCACAGCUGGACUCCUGCCAGCUGUUCAGAUCAGUCCGGUGUUUGUUGGGUUGUGUGUUGUUUUUGGGGUGGUGGGAGCUGGCACUGGGCCUUUUAUUGUCACUGUAGCUGCUGGCCGUAACAAGAGGAGACACUAAACAACAUAACUGAUCGAGGUAAUAUGAGCUAAGUGUUUUCGGCUGCCUUCUUGUUGCUAAAGCCAAAUAUUCCCAGGAACAAACUGGUGAAUGUGGUGAGGCUUAGCUGCACAUUUGCAUUUAAUUUUCUCUUUUGUAAUCUAAUCUCUGAAUGCCUGGAUCAAUAAGUUACAAGCAACCUAGAGACACACACAGCUAAUGAUUUGGAGAGACCAGUUAAGGCAACAAUCAUAUUUUUGAACAGUGUGAGGAAUCCAGAGUACCCAGGAGAAAAAAAAAAACAAAAACACACAUAUGCAUAGGGAGAACAUACAGAAAGACCCCAUGUCAAUUUCUUUUUUUUAGCCAAUAACCUUUUGGGAAUCACCUUGUUGGAGCUAAAAUACUACCUUAUAUCUAUUUUUAAUGUUGUUCAUAGAUUGAGCUAAAACAAUAAUACAUAUUUCCAUAAGUAUGCCUGGAAAAGCCUGAAAGUAUCCCAUUUAAAGUUGGUUCUAGAAGAUGUCUGGCAACAUCUGUGACUGGUCGGUUAAUGAAGGAUUCAAUGAGCAGCUUAGCAAACAAAGACAAACAAACAAAACAAAAAAAUCCCUGUCUAAAUAUCUACUGGGCUCAAAGGAAAUCCUCCUCAUAAAGGUCAUUUGCUUUUUGUUUCCACCUGGGCUUUUUUUCCCCUCUAGGAACAAAAAGAGCGUUUAUGCAUGAAAAGUAAAGUCGUCUUCAGUCAGCCAGCCAGCUGACGCACUGCAAAGGAUGGAUAUGGGCCAAUUUCAAAACUGGACCUUUGUUUAAAAUGUUGAUAUAACAUAUCAUCCGUUGUAGCUGCCAUUUAAAAUUGCUCUGUUGCUAGAAGAUGUCUGGUAUGUGUAACGACAACACGGGCCCAACCCCUCAGCAGCUCAGCAAACAAGCAAGAACAAAAAAAAAACAAAAAAACACACCUGCUAAAUCUGGCCAGGUGAGAGACAGAAGCAUCCAAAGUCCUUGAGCAAUAUCAGAAUGAGACAGUUUAUAAAUGUUACAGACAUAAGGAUGACUUAAUGUUCUGCACAGUACCACAUGUAAAAAGUGUGGAAAGAUAUUAAAAUAAUAUAGCCUAGUUAAUGUUCUGAAAUCUAAAAAAACAUGUUUGAAACCUGAAAAUCUCAAAAAGUCAAGCAGAGUAAGGGUAAAUGUGCCAAAACAGAAGUUUUUAUGAUUGAAAAUAAUAAAACACUGCAUUUAAAACCCAGUUAAGAAACUUUAAAGGUUACUGCAGUUAAGGGAGAAAUGCUUACAGGGUCAGCCAUUUUGAAAAUCAUCACCUUCCUAAAGUAAUGGCUCAAGCAAUUUAGGCGAAAGAAAAAGAAAAUCACUUUUGGCGACGGAAGUGACACUGUUUUGUUGUUUUCAUUUUACCAGUAAAAAUCAGAACCGAGCCAAAACCUACUCAACAUUCUCACUGUUGUUUUACGAAGCAGCACAUUUUGAUUUUUUUCUUCUUUUUAUUAUGAUUGUCAGCUUUGUAUGACAAGUGUUUUAAAUUGCGCCCAAACUCAGAUUCUACUGAUUUUACCUUUUACGUUUGUCUUUUUCCUCCAAUCACACAUCGAGUUCUUGAAUUCCUCCCGGCAGGUGCGACCCCGUGGCGUCCCGUCCGCCUCCAGCGAUGGACAGCCUGGAGGAGGACCUGACCUGCUCCGUGUGCUACUCGCUGUUCUCCGACCCGCGCGUCCUGCCGUGCUCCCACACCUUCUGCAAGAGCUGCUUGGAGAACCUGCUGCAGGUGUCCACCAACUACUCCAUCUGGCGCCCGCUGCGCCUGCCCAUAAAAUGUCCCCACUGCCGCAGCGUGGUGGAGCUGCCGCCGAGCGGCGUGGACGCGCUCCCGUCCAACGUGUCUCUGCGAGCCAUCGUCGAGAAGUACCAGAGGGACAGCGAGCCGCGGGCGCCGUCCUGCCAGGAGCACUGCAGGCAGCCGCUCAACAUGUACUGCGUCCAGGACCGGCAGCUGAUCUGCGGCCUGUGCCUGACCGUCGGCCAGCACCACGGUCACCCCAUAGACGACCUGCAGGCGGCCUUUGUCAGGGAAAAACCAACCCCGGCGCUGCUACUGGCCAGACUCUCAGAGCAGAAGUGGAGUCAGGUGUGUGAGCUGGGGGAGCAGCUGGAGCAGGAGAAGGCGCGCUGCGACGCUCUGCUGAGGCAGGACCGGCAGGAGGUCAACCAGUUUUUCGUGUCUUUAGAGGAGGUGCUGGCCAGGAAGAAGCAGGAAUACCUGGAGGCUCUGAGCGAGGCUGCUGCAGAGGUGGCCGUGACCUACGACCCCCUCAUCCACAGAGUCAAGGAGCUCCAGGAGGAGCAGCUGGACCUGGUGUCUCUGGGGUCGUCUGUGGAGGAGGAAGACUCCCCCCUGGUGUUUUUGGAGAAAGUCCAUCAGUUCAGAGAUCGGGUGGAGAAGUUCAUCAGAACCCCGCUGCCCUCCGGGAUCAACCUGUCGGUGACGCCGCGCGCAGCAGCCUACCUGCAGCAGAACUGGCCCGCAGUGACCAUCAGCAGCCUGGAGCAGGCGCCGGUCCCCAAGCUGCGCUGCUGCACCAGAUGUGAUGGUGGCAUCGGGACAGAGACCGAAGCAGAGGCAGAGCCGCCCGUCACAGCGGCCUGGGACCGGUGGCGCCAGCUGCAGCCCACCGCUUCCGUAGCUCUGCUGGGCCUGCUGCUGCUGCUGCUGGCGGCGUUGUGGGCCAACCCGGUCGGAGGCGCGUCGCUCGGGUUCUCCCUCCUUUCCCGCCUCAGUCAGCUGGCCCAGAGUCUGAGCGGCAGCCUCGUCACAUCCGUGUGGGACACAAUGGAGGCGGAGUGCGCAGCGAUGGGGGCUGCAGUGCAGAGGUGGGGCUCGCAGCUGUCUGUGCUCAGAGACCGAGUCGUUCAGCAGGUGGCUGCUUUAUUUAAAACGUCGACGUCUCGCUGAGGAAGGCUGAACUGGAAACCAAUCUGUCUGAACGCGGUGCAGUCUCGUUUCCCCGUUCCAAAGAACCAAAACAGCCUCACUUUUGUUACUUUCUAAACAUCUGCUCGUUCCGAUUUUGCAUUAACAGGUUGAAGUUUCAACAUUUAAAAACCAAAACUACGUUGUGUUUUGUUUCUAAACAGCAACAGUUUUUUUUUUGUCUUUUCAGCAAAACAGGAAUUUAAUUAAGCCAGAACCUCUUCUGCUCAUUUCCUGUCAGCACAGUUAGGAGAUGAAGAGGAGAAAUGCUGCAGCAGCAGAUGUGCAGAAGGUUUUUUGUUCAUUUCCUGAGUGUUUCACUCUAUAAUCACACAUUAUGUAGCAAUAUUCAUUUUUGCUAAGUGUUACUUUCUUUUCAUUAUAUUACUUCCGCUCAUAAUAAAAGAAGCGGGAACUUGCAUCAGACUUUUCCAUGACAUUAUGGGAUACGUUGCAUGUGGAACAUAUCACACUAGACUGUUUACAAGUAAUGGACGAAUGUGUUACAUAAGGAGAGACUCCCAAUCCGUGCCUUUAAUUGUCCUGCCUUCCCAUUUCCUCCAGGACCAGCACUUUUUUUUUUUUUUUAAAGGAAAUGGUGCAUCUCAACAACCUGCCUCAGAACAAAGUCCAUCAUGGCGCCUUGCUGGUUUGAUGCAAACUGGGAUUUUGAAAUGUGGCAAAACCACAGCACACAGCCCUCUGAAUCAAAAUAAAUGUAAACUGUAAAAAUAUGUUGUAACC
Molecule: messenger RNA, 5196 nt
Organism: Poecilia latipinna (sailfin molly)
Lineage: Eukaryota; Metazoa; Chordata; Actinopteri; Cyprinodontiformes; Poeciliidae
Gene: trim59
Product: tripartite motif containing 59
Exons: 4
Coding region: 3133-4434 (433 amino acids)
Biological process (GO): protein monoubiquitination
Molecular function (GO): zinc ion binding; ubiquitin protein ligase activity
Source: RefSeq, a predicted model, not a curated record